UUCAUUUUCGUAAAAAACAUGGAAUCUAAUAGAACAAGAUCUAUUAUUUAAUACAAUUCUUUCUCUUGUAAAGUCAAUGCUCAAUAAGUUUUUUAUAAUACCAAAGAUAAGACUUGUUUUUUUUCCGUUAUUGAAGUACCAGUUGUCCUAUAUCCAGAGAAUACAGACUGAUAUUUUAUCUAACUUUUUUAUUUACAAAACAUUUUACCACUCAACAGAAAGUAUAUCACAUAAUUCUUGAUUGUGUGGGAUUUAUUUUAGAGGCCACGGUAAAUACGCAAUAAGUACAAGUAGUGCGAACAAGUAAUUGUAAUAAUUAGAGAGGUUAAAUGCACUAAGAAAAUGUGCAGUGUGUAUGCAGUUGGCAAAAGUGCGCCGUGAAACGAACGUUUUGUAUGGUGGUGGAAUGAUGCAUCAGCCAUUCACAGCCUUGGAAAUUGCGGGUUUCCGAAAUCAGCUGAUUUCAAUCAAUGGGGAUACAGUGUUUAGUUCGCACGAGCGUCGUACAGGACAAAAACAUUAAACAGCUGGAACACCGUUACGCUAUUUGAGUCGUCAGUAGUCGUGAUAUGUUUCAUUUCAUCAUUGUCUUAAAAAGAAAGACACGUGUCGGAGCUAUGAAAUUUGUGCGAUCAAAUAGUUUCAUAUUUAUUGUGCGUGCAUAACGAAGGAAAAUACAAAAACGCAUGACGAUCAAGAAUCGUGAAAUUCAAAGUCAAAACGUCCUCCCAUGUUCGAAGAGAGAUAAUAUUUUUUUAUUGCAGACGAGAAAAAGCCAAGACUAAAGAAUGUCUUGGCUACGUAUUCUGUCGUCUGAAAGUAUAAAAAAGAGAGCUUGCAUAUAUUUGCUGCAACGUUAUCUUGGACAAUAUUUGGAAGAAAAACUUACACUCGAUCAACUUACUGUUGACCUUUACAAUGGAACUGGUCGUGUCACAAAUGUUAGCCUUGACGUCCAGGCUCUUAACGAAAUGGGUGAGCAGCAACACUUACCAUUGGAAUUUGUUGAUGGAUUCAUAUCAGAAAUAUCUGUCAGCAUACCCUGGUCAGCUUUAUUCAGUGAAGCCAGUUAUGUUGAGGUCAAAGGUCUCAAGCUCACUGUCCAACCACGACAAAGAACAGAAACACCUGUGUCUAUGUUUGAAUCAAUGUGGAGUUCUAUGACAUCGAGCAUGCAACUUGCUCAAGAAUGUUUGCAACAGGAUGCAAAUAAUGCAGGAAAUUCACAACCUCUCGAGGGUGUUGAGCUUUUCGCACAGACCAUAGAUUCGAUACUAUGUCGUGUGAGAGUUCGAUUUUUAGAUACAGUAAUUCGAUUGGAACAUGUACCACUUGAUUCGGCAACAGGAGUUGCCAUUGAAAUGUGCAUAAAAAAUUUAGAAUACUCCGAUGAAGCUGGCUCAGAUCCUAGUAAUGUCAAUUUAGAUGCUAAUCAACCAACAAAGGGUUACGUUGUUUCAGCAUUCACUACAAAGCGAUUUUACUUGGAAGGUGUGACUUUUCAUACUGAUGAGUUUCCUUCCAGAGCUCGUACCUUUUCUAGGAGUGUUAUGACAACAAGUAGAGGUUCAACGCCUGAUUCUAAGAACUCUGAUGGUCAAUUCUCAUCCGCACAAAUAUCUCCAUCACAAAAUAUGCCCACACCACCAGAGAGAAAUUUUAUCAACACAUUAAGUCAAUCGAAUCCAAUAUUAUGUGCUAAACUAACAGGACGUCAAGAGAUACGAUUAAAACUUAAGCAAGGUGAAGGUGUUUUAGGACCAAAAGUAGAACUUGAAGUAACUUUUGGAUCAUUUAUAUCUUUCUUGAGUCCUAGGCAAGUUCAUGUUUUGAUAGAACUUGGACAUGGUUUAGCUUCUCCUGAUCUUGAAGAUAUCAGCAAUGUCGCACCAAGAACUUGUGCAGAAAAACCGAUGGGUAGUAGUGAUUUUAGUAAAGUUGAAAGAGAAUUAAUGCAUCAACUUCAUUCGGUUCAUAGUUUUCGGACGACUGAUCUAAGACAUACUCAAGGGUGGUCAACGGCUUCCAUUGAUGAAUCUGAUAAUGAAGAAGAGUUUCUAUCGAUGAAGUUACCGGGUAUGUCUGAUUCAAUGACUACCAAUAAUUUAAGCAUGGAUGGAAGUAUUUCUGCUAGUAGUAUCAGUUCAAGGAGCUCUAUAAGUAACAUUACAAAACCACAUAAACGUAGAUUAAGUGCAGAUACUGAUCCAACUGCAGAAACAUCUCAGUUUCAUGUGAGAGUAUCAUCGAUUGCAGUUAUUUUAUUGCAUGAAGACAUUCUAACAACUGGCAUUGAGAGUCGUGGUCUUACUUGUGCUAGUACAGAACAAAUGAAAAGUGCAGCUGAAGAGUUCUUCGAUAAACUUGGAAUUUUUGCAGCUGAUGGCUAUGGUAAUAAAAAUUUUGAUAAAGCUUCAAAAACUUUUCUUGAAGCUUGUCAUCUAAGCCAUAUUAGAUUACUUGCCGCACCCUUAAUCAUUGAAGGUAGCGAAAAAACGACCCCUCAAGCAUCUGCAACUACAGGAAGUUUAACUUUAGCAAGUUUAGAAGUUGUCGAAUGCUUAAUAGAUACUAGCAAUGCUACAGAAAAACCAAAAAUUGAAAAUGUGGAGUUACUUUCUUUUAUAAAAUCUAAUAAUGAUAGUAGUGGAUUCUCUAAUUUGACAGAUUUUCGAAUGAAAUUUAAAUAUACAGUAAAAGCAGUUCGUCAAGCUCAAACCACAAGAUUUGUUCUUCCACGCACAGAAAUUGAUAUCCAACUGGAGCCCUGCAACAGUGAAAUAGAUAUCACAAUUAUUGAUCGAAUAUCGUCGGUGCUAAACCCUCAACCAAUUUGUACCUGUAAUCCAACUACAGCUGCUAGAGAUACUUGGAAUCAACAGACAAUGUUUUAUCAAGCAGUAGAGAAUCCUAUUUUAUCAGAUUUUCGUAUAGAUGUGAAAAUUUCUUCAUCAAAAAUGAUCUUAAAGGUUAGAUUUCCUGUUCCUGAUCUGAGACCAUUACAUGACAUGAGUCGAGCACCAUGGUGGAUGCGAUCUGUUAGGCCAGAUUACAUGACAUUGACUCUAAAUGACGCACAAAUUCAUACAUCAAUAGAUAGUCGUACCCAUCAUAUCGUGAGGCAUGAAAUUCAAUGUCGAAAAUUGCUGCUGACAUACACAGAAGUUGAUUCUGACAUUCCAAUUGAAAUUGGAAGAAGUCGAGUAGAUGAAAAACCUGAUAGCUCUCUAGCGCAAGAAAGUGAAUGCUUUGGUUGGCCCAGAAUAUUUCUCACAAUUUAUCCCCAACACUUGGGAGGUCCUUUGGAAGAUAGUUCAGAAGAAGAACCUAGUUCUAGUCUAGAUGAGUCGUUGGGACAACCACUACGUCAUCAACCUUCACCUUUCAGCUCAAAAAGAGUUAUUCAUGAAUCAGAUACCCCUCACAGCGAGUCUCAAAGUUACAAUAAUAAAGAGGAUCAUGAGCCUAGAGAAGGAGAAGAGCUAGUGAUUCCUGGAAAUAGACAAGAGAUGCUUGAGUUUAUAGAAGAAGGUACUCGGGGAUCUAGAUUUCAAAUUGAUAUCAGUUUACCUUGUCUUUCUGUUCAGAUACCAUCUAAGCAUCUUUAUGAACAGUUAUAUAAUCGAAUAAAUACUGAUUUAUUCUUAUGGGAACCUUCGGCGCCGAAACCAAGAUAUACAGCCACAGAGAGUCAUGUGGGACUUGAUUUAGCAUCAACAUUACUUCAAGAAUCAGCUUAUCCUAAGUUUAGUAUGUGUAAAAGCGGAAUUCAGUAUGAUUCAGAUUCCGAGUCUGAUGAUGAUGGUGUAUUUCACUCGACAGCUGGCAAGAGUUUUCAUCAAGCUAAUAAAGUAUCUAAAAGUGGACAAAGUAAUAUGUCAUUGACUCUGAACAUCAGUCAAGGUCUUUUAACGAUGUAUACGCCUGUGCGUGAUGGUUUAUCUAACGUCAUACCUGGCCAACAAGGUGAGCUUAUUCUGCGUAUUGAAGAUGGAACGAUAUUCUGCGUUAAUUCUUACAAAGGUAACGUCAACUUGGGAUACGUAUGUACAAUGGUAAAAAGUAUUUCGCUGAAUCAUUGUGGUUUGACGACCACUCCUUCAACGACACCACCACUGCGGUCUAUAAACAGCGUUAUACCUCGACACUGUCAGCCCGCGAUUUAUCGCAGUGAGAAUGGUGUUCAAGAGACCCCAGGGUCUGCGGAGAAAGACAUGCUGACAGUGGCUGUAAGAAUACAAGCCGCACAUCAAACCCAUCAUAUUAAAACCUUUAGAGUUGCGGUAGGAAUUAGAAAUGCUACAUUAAGACACAGAAUGUGUUCUUCUCAAACAUCGUGGUUCAAUCAAUUCACUGAUUGUCUAGAUGUUAUUGAUCAUCCUGUCGCUGGAUAUUCUCCACCAGGUGUUCUAACAGAAUUACAUCUACACCUUUGGAAUUGUGCUGUAGAUUACCGACCACUUUAUCUGCCCUUGAGAUCGAUGGUUACUCUUGGAAGUUUCAGUGUAUCUAGUAAUAUUGCUGCUAAAACUAACACAUCUACUUUACGUUUUAUUGCUGAAGACAUUGCUCUCUUUUUAUCAGAAAAGCUUGGAAAUCACGUAGAUCUUAAAAGAGACUAUGUGGGAGUGAUGGACUUGGGUUUGUUUGAAUUAUCAUUAAGAUUAAAUGAGAAAAUGUGUGGUGGUGCUCCUAGAGUUGAUUUAAGAGCAAGCAAUAAUGUUUUGCACGUGAGAACUUGCGCAGACUCUGGACGUGCUUUAAUGCAAUUGUUGACAUACUUUGCUAGCGAUGGAGAUUUAACUCCAAACACAGGGAGCACCGAAAGUAUCGCUGUACCAAGUUCUGGAGAUGAAGAAAGUUUAUUGGGAGAUGAAUGCAUUAAUACAUUAAGUAAAAGUCAAGAAGAACGUGUUAAUAGUUUAAUGGAAGAAGCAAUGGAAGAUACAGUCAGAGGAAGCAAAACGAGUUUGAAUAAAAAAUCUCCGGAAGAUAAAGCUCAAGUUGAAGUAUUUUUCUUCCCUGAUGAACCACAUCCUUCAAAUCAAGUGCCAGAAAUGAGUAAUAAUGCUUGUACGGUAACUACAAGAGCAACUGAAUCUGAUGAUACAGAUGAAGAUUUUUGUAUUCUCGGUGAAGAAGCUGGAGCUGGAAUAAUGCCACGACAUGGCAUUCCAGAAAUUCGUUGGCUCAGUCAGGAGUAUAUACGGGUUGUAGAUAAUCAUUUUUCAGUGCCAUUAGGAAAGACAGAUCUUUUAAAAGCUCCAAAACACUUUCCUGCUGCAAUAUUAAGGUACACUUUAUGUGAGAUGACAUUAGUUUGGCAUAUGUACGGAGGAACAGACUUUGGAAAGCCUCAGAUGUCAAAUAAAAGACAUGUUACCAUCGAUGAUAAUACACAACGUUUUGAUAGUCUCGGAAGACGUAAUAAAACAACAGUAGUUGGAUUUAGCAAAAUUAAUCCCAACGAAGUACGAUUUGGAAGUGUUCCAAACUCACCAGGUGGUAAAGCAAAAGCAUCGUCCAAGGAAUGGUACACAUUAGGUGGUCCAGGUCGACAACAUGAUGUUCUUAUGGAGCUUCAAUUAAAUAAAGUACGAUUCCAACAUGAAACAUACCCGGAAAAUACUCCAGAAGCUUCGAGACAAGUUCUACUGGUCAGUGAAAUUGAGAUAAGAGAUCGAUUAGCCUCGUCGCAUAUCAACAAAUUUUUAUAUCAAUAUAGCAGCGAAGCACAACCCCGCCAAACACACGCGAACAUGUUUGCCAUGAAAGCAGUUCAUGUAAGACCGGAUCCAAAGCUAAAUACCCAAGAAUGCUGUUUGAAAUUAAGUCUCUUGCCAUUAAGACUUAAUAUUGAUCAAGACAGUUUACUUUUUUUAAUUGAUUUUUUCACGGAAUUAACUGGAAAUAUGAAAACGAGUCAAGAUAAUAUUAAUGGGCCUAGUACACAAUCAUCACCUGGUUCUAAACAGAGUACGCCUACACAUCAUCCUCCUGUAAUGAGUGUCAAUGAUACAACGUCCGAAGUUUCGAGACCUGAAAGUCCCUCUAAAGCUCUUGAGAAUAAUAAUUUGGAUCAAAAUUUAAUGAUUUUAUUAGAAGAUGAAUUGACAAUUAAAGAAAAUAAAACAAAAAUUAGACGAAGCAGCGGACCUUCUGACGAUAGUCAGCCAAUUUAUUUCCGAAGUGUGAUAUUUGCGCCAGAGGUACUUGUGAGACUAGACUACCAUGGAAAAAGAGUAGAUCUCACACACGGUCCAAUGGCAGGUUUACUCAUGGGCCUGGCACAACUUAACUGUUCUGAAUUAAGACUGAAACGGCUGACACAUCGUCAUGGACUUCUCGGCUUCGAUAAACUUAUGGCUUACAUGUUGGCAGAAUGGAUACAAGAUAUUAAAAAGAAUCAACUUCCUAGUCUUUUAGGUGGUGUUGGGCCUAUGCAUUCGUUAGUUCAACUUUUCCAAGGCUUUCGCGACCUAUUCUGGCUGCCAAUUGAGCAGUAUCAAAAAGACGGACGAAUUGUACGAGGUCUCCAGCGUGGAGCGAAUAGUUUUACGACUUCAACAGCAAUGGCAGCUCUUGAAUUAACGUCUAGAUUGGUCCAUGUGAUUCAAAGUACUGCCGAAACGGCCUAUGACAUGGUUAGCCCGGGUCCUAGUGUACGACGAAAAUCGAAAGGUCAAAAAGGACGUCGUAAACGAUAUAGUCAGCCACUAGACAUUCGCGAAGGAAUGGCCAAUGCUUAUAUGCUAGUCAAAGAGGGUUUAGGAGAAACAGCGAAUCAGCUGGUGCGUGUGGCAAGUGAAGAACAUGAACAGAAAGGUGUAAGUGGAGCAGUUGGUGGUGUCUUGAGACAAAUACCACCAACAGUAGUAAAACCGAUUAUACUUGCUACUGAAGCAACGAAUAAUGUACUUGGUGGAAUGAGAUCUCAGUUGGUGCCAGAUGCAAGACGUGAAGCCGCUCAAAAGUGGAGGCAGGAUCCUCGUGAUGUUAAUUAAUAGACUCACGUAAUGACAAAUGGUAUAUAAUGAUAAUGAUGAUAUAAAAAUAAUUAAAAUACUUUGAAUACUGAUAUUUUCGGUAAUAAGUCAGUAUGAAUAUAAUUUCUAUAUUUUUAUCAAUCGCGCAAACCUAUGAUAACUCUUCAACAAUUUUUUAUUUUAACUUUAAUCAUUGGAAUUAAAUUUUCAUUACAUUUUUGCAUGCUCAAUGAUAAUGCAAUUUAAUUCCUACAAUAAAAUUAUCAUGUUCGAUUGUAUGAAUCUACAAAAAUUUAUGUGUAGAUAAAUUAAAAAGGUAAUUAAAACUAUGAUAUAGACACAUGAGAAAAAUUUUAAUGAAAGUAAAUAAUGUGUCAAAACAAGAUGUUUUUAAUGGUGCAGAUAAUGAGAGAUGUUGAAUGUCUUAUAGAGCCACAAUUACUGAUUCAGUAAUGAUUUAUGCAAUAUAAUUAAUAAAAUUAGAUUUAAUAUAUUUAUAUAGUUUAAAGAGACAAUGACGAUAUGUAUGUGUAUACUAUAUACAAGGUAAGACUCAUCGCUCGUAUGUAAUUUUAAUCUAACGAUGUUUUUUACCAAUUAUAUAUAAAUAUAACUAAGAUUUUUUAUUAAUAAAAUAUGAAACGUUAUCACAAAAA
Messenger RNA from Chelonus insularis, 7642 nucleotides. RefSeq names its product Autophagy-related 2 (gene Atg2). Gene Ontology annotation, biological process: reticulophagy; autophagy of mitochondrion; autophagosome assembly. Gene Ontology annotation, cellular component: phagophore assembly site. The record is from RefSeq and is a predicted model, not a curated record. Gene Ontology annotation, molecular function: phosphatidylinositol-3-phosphate binding. The coding region runs from base 789 to 7004 and encodes 2071 amino acids. The transcript is spliced from 6 exons. NCBI's taxonomy places the organism in Eukaryota, Metazoa, Arthropoda, Insecta, Hymenoptera, Braconidae.